Cotesia glomerata is the source of this 4213-nucleotide messenger RNA. It is a transcript of the gene Ecr, whose product is annotated as ecdysone receptor-like. The transcript has 8 exons. Bases 2008 to 4086 code for a protein of 692 amino acids. The record is from RefSeq and is a predicted model, not a curated record. Gene Ontology annotation, molecular function: ecdysone binding; RNA polymerase II cis-regulatory region sequence-specific DNA binding; zinc ion binding. Gene Ontology annotation, biological process: positive regulation of transcription by RNA polymerase II; ecdysone receptor signaling pathway; cell differentiation. Gene Ontology annotation, cellular component: nucleus. Lineage: Eukaryota; Metazoa; Arthropoda; Insecta; Hymenoptera; Braconidae.
CGAGCGCCUUAGUCGCGCGCUUGCACUCUCAGCGGUUGGCUGAUUUUGAGUGUAUGCUAAAACCCGGCAUUUUCUCAGUUGUUUCCCGGUAAAUAAUAACAACAACAACAACAACAACAACAAUAACAAUAACAAUCUUACUUUAUAAAAAAAAACUAUCGAGUUUUUUUUUAAGUCCUAACGUGUCAUCGCUUAAAAAGGAUUACAUUAAUUUUUAAAUGAACUUUUGGCGCUUUAAUGCGUAGUGGCGCGUCAAUUUUUUUUUUUCAGACUUUUAAUCAGCGACACCAUUUUUAAAAAAAGGAUUAUUGUUUUAAGUGAGUAAAAUAAAUUAAAAAAAUGACGCGCCGGUGUUAUAACAGCGUCGACGCAUUGGAUAUUUUGUGAAAUUGUGUUUGCUUUAUUUUUUAUUUGAAUUUAUUAUUAUUAAAUAAUUAUUUAUAAAUAAUAAUAAAAAUUGUUAUUAUAUUAUAUUAUUAAUAUAAAUAACAAGACCAAGUGUUACUGUGUGCACGUGUGCGUUAUGUGUUAGUGUUGGAGCUCAAUAUAUUUUUUAUGAUAACGCGUGGAUUUUUAUAAACAGCUGUACAUAUAUAUAUUUGUAUUAAUAUAUAUUUGUAGCGGAGGAAAACGACAUCGGAGUAUAUAAUACGGUGACUAUUGAAUCGACGAAAACGAAAUCGAUUAAUUGGCGAUGUGGCUCAGUGGCGAAACACGAGGAGGUGACAAUUAUUUCUGACCUUGCGUUUGUUGGAUCCCGAAUAGAUGCUCGCGGAUUCCACAUUGGUGAUUUUUUAAUCACACUAAAAAUUACGCAUAAUAACUAAUAAUAAUCAUAAUAAUAUUUACAAUAAAUAUUAGUUGCUAUUGAUCAUUUAAGUAAUCAUUACUAUUCGUAAUAAUAAUAAUAAAAAUAUUAUUAAUAAUAAUAAUAAUAAUAAUAAACACGGCUAAAAUUAUAUCAUAUAUAAAUCAAUAAAAGCAUAAAUAUAUAUUAUUAUUAUAUUCUACCUUCUACCUUGAGAUAAAAUACCUCGUACCUACAAGUACCUUUAAACAUCUACCUUUCACAGCGCAAUAGUGCCUGAGUUACUGAAUAAAAAAAAAAUUAAAUAAAUAAUUUAAAAUUUCUAAAGUUAAAUUUCUGGCUUUCGGAAAAAUUUUAAUUCUGACAUUCGCGUUUAAAAAAAUAUAAAAAAUUUACUAUUGUGUAAAUAUUAAAAUAAACUAUUUUAUUCUCAAACACUUAAUUGAUCCAGGGCAGCCGAGUACCUGCAGACAAAUAUAUUUAUAACGAUUCUAAACACUACUUGAUAUGGAAUUAUUAUGAUUAUGAUGAUAUUAAUUGAUAUUGAUAGUGAUAUAUUAGUAACAGUUUGAUGUUUGAGAUUAAUUGAUGAACUAGUGGCUGAAAAGCUUGUUAAUACUUGAUCCUUGAGGAUUAGUGAGCGAAUUGUGGACUUUAGUGGUAUUGAUUUCACUUCUACGGAUAUUAAUUAUUAUCAUCCUUUCAUUUUGAUAGAACAGAAGACAAUUUAAAAUGUUGCGUCAGUUAAGAUUGCGGACACUCGCCGUCAAGCAACGAUAAUUAUCACAAAGACAUCGCAAUAAUUGUCAGUGACGGAUUACAUCGGAAUGGGUGAAAUUGAGAAUUCAAGUUGAGUCGCUUUGGCAGUCAGCAAAAAGUUUACCAACAACACUACUCUCGACUCAAUUCCCAAUCUGCAACCGUGGCUCCAAAAACACCUUGAAAGUACAAGAUUACAUUAUUCCGCAAGUCGUCUAAAAAUCACUGCGAGUGGUCAGAAACCUGGCCACAAUUAACUAACUCACUUACGAAUAAUGGAAAAAUACGAGGUGUUAUCGCUAGCCAGCGUCAUGUUUUUUACGCGUCUCUACUAUUCUAGUCCUUAGUAUUCACACCGAAGCCGCGUAAAGUAAGUCUUACCCUAACCCUUAAGCUAGGAGGCGGAUCACCAAGUCCGCAUAAUUGAAGCCACCAAUUGUAUGUGUCUAGGUAAAUUACAUGAUACCAUUUACGAAGUAUCGGUCAAUAUGCAUGGCGCUGCUAGUGGCUCUGGCUCGACAUCAGUUACCACAAAAAUUGAUCGUACAAGGGUUACGGUGACCAGUUUAGCGAGCAGUAACGUGGCCGCCUCGCGGUAUCAUGAUUCUGUCGCCAAUAACAACAACAACAACAACAAUAACAAUUCUAGCAACAACAUCAUCAACGAAAACAGCCAUACGAUCAUAACCAACAGCACAACAAACGGAAUGGGCACUGGUGACAUCGCAUUAGCACCAACAACCAGGAUGAGUCCUCCAACGAGCAUGGACACCUCUGAAGGCACGACCUUGAUAACCACCGGAGAACCUACAAUGGUGGCUCCGAUGGUCAAGGCAGAAAGUCCUGACAUAGCUGCGGGAACCUCAGUCGGUUCGACGGCCUCCUCGACUGCUACAGGACACUCUGUCGUUGGUCCUGGGGGUUCACUUUUUGCGGGAAUCGCCAACAGUAAUAAGCGACCCAGACCCGAUGACUGGUUAGCACCCAGCAGUCCCAAUUCCCCUCAGAAUAUCCCUGUGAGACACCUGGUUUAUACGACGCCUCAGCAGCAGAUUUGUCACACGCCUACGCUACAACAGCAACAGCAACAGCAACAGCAACAGCAAACACCUCAACAACAACAGCCAACACCUCCGCCUCAAAAACAGCAGGUGUUGCAGCAACAACCCAAUAUGACCAUCAACCAGACUGGACAACAGCCUAAUAAUAAUGGAUACGUCAGUCCCAUGAGCUCUGGAAGCUACGACCCUUAUAGUCCUAACGGCAAAAUAGGCAGGGAUGAUCUAUCACCCCCCAGUUCGUUGAACGGGUACAGCGCAGACAGUUGUGAUGCGAAAAAGAAAAAAGGCCCGACUCCACGACAACAAGAAGAACUUUGUUUAGUUUGUGGUGACAGGGCGUCUGGUUAUCAUUAUAAUGCACUUACAUGUGAAGGUUGUAAAGGAUUUUUCAGAAGAAGUAUUACUAAAAAUGCCGUUUAUCAGUGCAAGUAUGGUAAUAAUUGUGAAAUUGACAUGUAUAUGCGACGUAAAUGCCAGGAGUGUCGACUGAAAAAGUGUUUGGCCGUUGGUAUGCGACCUGAAUGUGUUGUACCAGAAAAUCAAUGUGUUAUUAAACGUAAAGAGAAAAAGGCCCAAAAGGUAGGGGAAAAAGAUAAACCAAAUAGUACAACGAUGAAUGGCUCGCCAGGUAAUUUAAAUAUCGAUCAAAUGGGCGUUAAAAUAGAACCUACGGAAACAGAAUGUUUGACAAUGCCUGGUAGCACCAUUGGAUUGUCAUCGAGUUGGCCGAACGAUGUGAAAGCACCUAGUCCUGAGCAAGAAGAAUUAAUAAGCAGCCUUGUUUUCUUCCAAGGAGAAUUUGAGCAUCCUAAUGAGGAAGAGAUUAAAAAGAUCACGUAUCAUCCAACAGAAAGCGAAGAUCCCAGUGACUUGAGGUUCAGGCAUAUAACAGAAAUCACAAUAUUAACAGUACAACUGAUUGUUGAGUUCGCCAAGAGGUUAACCGGGUUUGAUAAACUUCUUCGAGAAGAUCAGAUUGCGCUAUUAAAAGCAUGUUCCAGUGAAGUUAUGAUGUUGAGAAUGGCGAGGAAGUAUGACGUUGAAACAGACAGUAUCGUGUUCGCGAACAAUCAACCCUACACACGUGAGAGCUACAGUCUCGCUGGUAUGGGUGAAACUGUCGAAGAUUUGCUACGUUUCUGUCGGCAUAUGUAUAAUAUGAAAGUUAAUAAUGCCGAGUAUGCUUUACUCACGGCCAUCGUUAUUUUUUCUGAUCGGCCAAACUUACUAGAAGCCUGGAAGGUAGAACAAAUCCAAGAAGUGUACCUAAACGCAUUGAAAGCCUACGUGGACAACCGACGCAGGCCAAACUCAACGAUGAUAUUCGCCAAGCUGCUGUCAGUUCUAACCGAGUUGAGGACACUCGGUAACCAGAACAGCGAAAUGUGCUUCAGUUUGAAGCUGAAGAACAAAAAGCUACCUCCCUUCCUUGCUGAGAUCUGGGACGUGAUGCCCUAGUUUAUUUCAACUCAUCGUCAGCCAAUGCUGCUAUACCUAGAGUCGUCGGCUCAGCAAAUCAUACACAAAUUUGCUUUGCAAUUUAUUAAUAUCACUACUAUUAAUUUUACUAUUAUUAUUAUUAUUA